Messenger RNA from Manihot esculenta (cassava), 2921 nucleotides. RefSeq lists its product as uncharacterized. The record is from RefSeq and is a predicted model, not a curated record. Bases 482 to 2704 code for a protein of 740 amino acids. Lineage: Eukaryota; Viridiplantae; Streptophyta; Magnoliopsida; Malpighiales; Euphorbiaceae. The transcript has 3 exons.
AAGGAGAAAGAAAGAAAGGAAAAGCCGAAGACCGAAGGUCUUUUUCAGCUUUAAUAGAGCGUCGCUUCCUUCUGUAGUUCUAUUAUUCUCAGUUAGUCAUCGACCACCCUUUGUGACCCAUUGAGUCUUCUUCUGCCGGAAUUAAGCAAAAAGCAGCGCCUUCUUCCGCCGGCGAGACCAGACUUAUUUCUCCAAACUCCUCCUACUUCACAUGCUUGCAAAUUCCCCGUUUGUGUUUACUCUCCGCUGUAAAAUCCAACGCAAGAAUCAGAUCGAGAACUUGGAGUUGAAGAGUUUUGCAGCCGAUUUUAGAUUGCUAAUGCAUCUCCGAGGUUGGUUUCCCUAGGAGUCGCCUGCUUAUUCUGUUCCUGUUAUAGUUUCCGGCGAGGAUCAACAGUAGCAGGGCGUGAUUAACAGAGCAGAGGCGACUCGUUUCUGGUGAAAUGCCGACAAGCCAUUCUUGAUUUUCCGGUGAUUUAUUAUGAACUCAGCAGGGCUUUCACAAAAUGCUUUGGAGGACUUAUCUCCGGGACAGAGUUUGAAUGGAAGUUUCAGGAAGUCUAGUUCUGUUGUCUCUACCCGCAGCGUAUCUAGCAUUUCUGCUUCAAGCAAGUUCAUUCCUACUUCUAGAAGAGUGCUCAAGGCACUGAAAGACUAUGGAAAGAAACUUGACAACCUUGAGUUCUUUAAACAUAGUCUUGAAGAUUGGGUAUUGGAAAAUACUGAUGCAGAUACAAUCAAUGACCAGUCUUUCAGGUCUCCAUUCUCAAUCGACAAAUUGUGCAAGCUUGAUUUAGCAUUGGAGGGGGUGCUGUUUCAGCAACUAUGCCGUAUGCCAUGCUCUCCUUAUGCUUCUAAUGAUUCAAAAGAAGAUAAAUAUUUUGCAAUAGAAGAUUUUCUUCAUGCUGUUGUGAAUGGUCUAUGGCGUACAUUUUGGCGCAAAAAUGGGCCACUGCCAUUCUUCUUAUCCUGUCCCUGCCGUCCUGGAUCAAAAUUUUACACUGUACAGAAGGCAAGAUCAAGGGGAAGGCUUGAAGAUCUUUCUGGUUUAGCUUUGAUAUCAAAGAUUGGGACUGAUUCACAAGUUCAUUGGGGCAAAGUUGUGGAGCUUUCCUUAUUUAGACCAGAUAUAACAUCAGGUGAUGAGUUGAAAUUAUCUGCCAGUUGCAUAUGUGAAGCCCUCUUCUAUGGCAUUCAUAUACUAGUUGCUAGGAGUUUGAGCAAGUUCCACACAAUUGACAGCGGAUCUGUUUUUAUUUUGGUUUUUGAUUCUAAAUUUGGUGGUGUGGUGAAGCUUGGAGGUGAUCUUAGUACACUUGAAAUGAAGUCAUCUAAUCCAUAUCAAUCUGUUAUUGAUUGGAUCAAAUAUCAUGCUGAAGUUAGAGUUUCCCCUGUUGACCGCGUGUGGAAUAAGUUAGGCAACCCAAACUGGGGGGAUAUAGGAACUCUGCAAGUCCUUCUGGCAACUUUCUAUUCCAUUGUCCAGUGGAAUGGACCACCAAGAAAAUCAGUAGCUUCAUUGGCCUCAAAUCAUAGUCUCCGUCUUCAGAAGCGUAGGUUAGAGUGCUGCCUUAGUGAAGGUGAAAAUGUGCAUUUCCAACAAAUGGGACAUCAAGGAGAGAUUGUAGAACUUAGCCAGAGUGAUGAUUCUUCUAGAAAACAAUCAUCACGCUUGAAGCUUAGGCAGGGUGAUGUAUUGCUGUUGGAGGAUCAGCAGCAGGGGCAUAAAAGUUUUCGAAUUCAGAAUUCUUUAGUCGGAGGGAACUGUUUUCUUUAUAGUGUUGUUUCUCUAGAUUAUCCGUCUGAUUUAUUGACUUUAUAUGUGGGAGCCCAUCCACAUAGGCUAGAGCCAUCUUGGGAAGAUAUGAGUUUGUGGUACCAAGUACAGAGGCAAACAAAAGUACUAAACAUCUUGAAGCAGCAAGGAGUUACAAGCAAAUAUCUGCCAGAAAUAAUUGCCUCUGGCCGAAUUUUGCAUCCUGGUCUAUGUCAGAAGGAGAGCCCUGGGGGUUGUUGCGAUCACCCAUGGUGCGGAACGCCAAUACUUGUUACAUCUCCGGUUGGGGAACAACUCUCUUUUGUAGUUGCUCAGCAUAACUCAUUUUCCUCUGAGGAGGCAGUUCGGUGCUGCCGAGACUGUCUAGCUGCUCUCAGAAGUGCAACAAUGGCUGGUGUCCAACAUGGUGAUAUUUGUCCUGAGAACAUAAUACGUGUCAUGGACUCCCAAGGGGCGAGAAACAGAUUCUUUUACAUGCCAAUUUCUUGGGGACGUGCAGUUCUGGAAGACAGGGACAGCCCAGGAAUAAAUCUACAGUUCUCUUCGUCCCAUGCACUUCAGCAUGGGAAGAUUUGUCCAUCAUCUGAUGCUGAAAGCCUUAUUUACCUCCUCUAUUUUGUGUGUGGUGGGGCUAUGCAGCAACAGGAUUCUAUUGAAUCUGCCUUGCAAUGGAGAGAGAGAAGCUGGGCAAAGCGUUUGAUUCAACAGCAACUAGGUGAGGUUUCAGCUCUUCUAAAGGCAUUUGCUGAUUAUAUUGAUAGCCUUUGUGGAACGCCAUAUCCUGUGGACUACGACGUUUGGCUAAAAAGGCUAAACAAAGCUGUGGAUGGCUCAGCAGAUAGAGGUAAAAUGGUGCAAGAAUUAGCAGUAACGUUAAGGUUAGAGGAUGUUGCUGAGUGUUCAGGAGCUUCUGGAGGUGGCGUUUAGAGGCCAUGCGGAAGGGGUUUUGCUUUUGUAAUUAUAACAAGGUUAUUUUUCAUUUAUCAUUUUCUUCUGCCAGCUUUUGUAAUACUGGCAUAUAUUUGAGAUGGUGCAUUGCAGAUGUAUUGUCAUUUUUUGUUGGGUUCUUUUCUUUCUAUGCCUGUUUACGGAAAUUUCCUCUGAAAAAAGGAACAGAUGGUCCUUAUGGAGGUUGCAACUCAAA